AUGAAGAAUCUCGCGAGAGGCUACUGUUGGUGGCCGAAUAUAACCAAAGACAUAGAAGAGAUUGCAAAAAACUGUGCAGAGUGCAAUAUGUACAAGAAUAAUCCAGCAGAAGUGGAAAAACAUACAUGGAAACAACCAAAAAGUCCUUUCGAAAGAGUACAUGUGGAUUUCGCGGGACCGUUUCUUGGAAAAAUGUUUUUUAUACUUGUCGACGCGUACUCAAAAUGGCCAGAAGUGCACAUUGUGGAAAAUAUCACGACCGAAACUACAAUUAAAAAGUGCAAACAAAUUUUUGCAUACUUCGGAUUACCAAAGUUGAUCAUUACGGACAACGGAAGAACGUUCGUAGCAAAGGAAUUUAAAGAUAUCCUAGCCAAGAAUGGCAUUGUGCACAAAACAACAGCACCAUACAAUCCUUCGACAAAUGGACAAGCAGAAAGAUACGUACAGAUCAUUAAAGGCGCAUUAAAAAAGUUGAGUCCAGAAAGAUCUGAAAUGGAAAGUUCAUUACUCUCCAUACUCACGAGUUACAGAGGUAUACCUCAUACGAUUACGGGAAAAACUCCGUAUGAACUUAUGUUCAACAGAAAAGUACGAACUAAACUAGACCUAUUAAGACCGACUACACCAACAAGACGC
Molecule: messenger RNA, 639 nt
Organism: Ceratina calcarata
Lineage: Eukaryota; Metazoa; Arthropoda; Insecta; Hymenoptera; Apidae
Exons: 1
Biological process (GO): DNA integration
Molecular function (GO): nucleic acid binding
Source: RefSeq, a predicted model, not a curated record